AUGGCACUGCCUUUAGCAACAACAGCAGAUCUGCCAUCAUCAUCCACCACCCGAGUUGUACGUGUAAGCGACACUCCGCUUUUAGACCUUGCUAAAAGCGGAAACUUCAUCACUCGUCAAGUUCCCGUGCCAUUUGAUGAUGCUGCAUUCACCAAUGCAGCACUGCUAGAAUAUACAGAUUCGUUGGGUGAACCGAUCGAUAUAGCUGUUGGACAAACAUUUAAGGACAAGAGUCGAUGCCAGUAUGUUCUAAGCCAAUUUGCAAUUCGCAAUAAAUUCCAGUAUAAGGUACUGUACUCAAAUUCCAGCAGAUUUAGUGUGGUGUACUUUGAAGAUAAAUGCAACUGGAGGGUUGACGCAAGUCGGUUGAAUGAUACCGGAAUAUUCAAGAUACGAAAUUAUAUGUCAGAACACAUGUGCGGCAUGUCGUGGAUGAAGAGUGAUCACCGGCAAGCAAACAUACAUGCAUGGCUGACAGAAAUCGGCUACGAAAGAUGGGCAUCGUCUCACUUUACAGGUAAAAGAUUCAACUUGGUCACCACAAAUAUAUCUGAGUGUGUUAACGCCCUCUUCAAAGAAGCGCGGGAAUACCCUGUUACCAAAUUGAUAGAGGCUGUAAGAUGUAAGAUACAAGAAUUAUUUUAUAAGAGAAGAGAAUCUGUAGCCUCAUUUGUCGGUCCGUUGACACCAUGGGCGGAGCAACAGUUGAAGGAUCUUAUACAGAAGGCGCGAGAUGUUCGCUGUCAUCCGAUUUCUCGAGAUGAGUAUCACGUCGUGGGAAAUUAUAAUGAUACAGUCAAGCUCAGCUCGCUUUCAUGUACAUGUCGUGAGUUUGACAUGAAGGGAUACCCUUGUUUGCAUGCCCUGUCCUCAUGUAUAAAUUACAAUCUUCCUCAUUACUCGUACUGCUCCCCAUUCUACACAGUGCAAAAUUACUUGAGCACAUAUAACGAAUCGGUGUACCCAGUACGUGAUAUGAGCGAAUGGGAGAUUACCGAUGGCUUCAAGGAGUACUGUGCGAAAAUUAAACCCCCGGGACAGAAGAGGCCAUCUGGAAGACCAAAAAAGUUAAGAAUUCCCUCACGUGGAGAAGAAUCAAAAACAUUAAAGUGCGGUCGAUGCAAACAAUCCGGACAUAAUCGUCGGACGUGCAAGUUUCCCAUACCUGAUGUGUAG
Molecule: messenger RNA, 1176 nt
Organism: Magnolia sinica
Lineage: Eukaryota; Viridiplantae; Streptophyta; Magnoliopsida; Magnoliales; Magnoliaceae
Exons: 2
Coding region: 1-1176 (391 amino acids)
Molecular function (GO): zinc ion binding
Source: RefSeq, a predicted model, not a curated record